Knipowitschia caucasica is the source of this 8040-nucleotide messenger RNA. Lineage: Eukaryota; Metazoa; Chordata; Actinopteri; Gobiiformes; Gobiidae. The record is from the annotation of a GenBank genome assembly.
AUGUCCCGCCGGCCGUACGUGUGCGUGCUCUUCAGGCUCGUGCUGCCCCUCGCCCUCACCGCAGCCUCCAGCGUACGCUUCAGUGUCUUUUCGUUGGUGUACAUCCUGCUGCUGCUGCUGCUUCCGCUGCUGCCUCAACCCACUCCUAACACAAGUAGUCCAUCCCGCUGUGUCACUGCCGUGUGUGUAUCCAGCCUUCUCUUCCUCCUGCUCCAGGCCUUCUUCCAGGUGACCACCAUCACGCUCCAGCCCGACUACAACUGUACCUCCUGGCAGAAGGCGCUCUCUCAGCUCGGCCUCAUCAGUCUGUCGGGGAGUGAUGCCGGCUCAGUGAUCAGACACAUCGCUCCGGACUUGGCUGUCCUCGUGGCGGCACUGGUCACAUGGAGACUCAGCUCUACACUCUCUGCACCUCCUCAUCAGCUGCAGCAGCAGGACGGAUCCUUGAUGCCGGAGCCCAUGGACACUGGAGCAGAGGAGCCUGAGAGAACCUCCCGUCUGUGUGUGGAGCUGCAGUCACUCCUCCAGCAUCUCAAACACCUGCAGGGAAACAUGACAUCCACCGGGGGACAGCUGCUGCUCACGGCUCUGCUGGGCCUCACUGGGAUUGUGUUCCCGUCGCUGUCCUCCAUGCCCUACCUGCUCUGCUUCCAGGUGCUGUGCUCCUGGUGGGCGUGGUCAGGCCGUGUUUCGUCACUCAUGAUUGGCCAUGUUUCUGUGGCAUCACUGCUGUACUCUGCGUGUCACUUCCUGUUGUUCUACUGCUGUCAGCUGCCCACGCUGCAGGACACCAUGGUGAACUCCAGUACGGCCAGUGUGUUUGGAGUGGUACCGUUGGUUAGGGUGGACUGUAGCGCCCCCUGGAGGCUGCAAUUGAGCCCAGAGCUGCGCUGGUUUCACGUGUGUUCUCCACUGAUGGUGCUGCUGCUCUUCCACUGUGUGUGUGCCCUGCGGAGAAACAAGCUCCUGACCGGAGACGUGAGCAGUGACGUGGAGGGGGAGGAGCCUGUAGAAGGGGAGGAGCUGCGGGAUGGGGAGGAGCCUCUGGAAGGGGAGGAGUCUCUGGAUGAGACCGAUGAUUCUGUGUUCGAGCUGUCUGCUGAGGUCAAGAGGGCGCUGUGGAGCCGCACACACAUACAGGUCUCCUCAGCCAAUCACAGCUCUUCCGGUUCUUAUUGCCCGCCCACUCAGAGUACCGCACUGGCAACGACCCAGUACUCCACCCCUCAGUUCUCCGUCAGCCAAUCAGACACUCUGGAAACCUGCAUGUUUGAGGACGACUUGGACCAGAGCCUGGACCAGAGCCUGGAUCAGGGGGAGGAGCUGUUUGACCGAAGGGGCGUGGCCUCGGUGGCUCUGGCCUUCCUUCUGAGGCAGAGUUACAUCGCCGCCCUGGUUGCCAUGCUGGCCUGGGCCAUCUCAUACGUGUCGUGGCUCAGCUGUGUGCUGCUGGUCUGGUCCUGUGUCCUGUGGAUGAUGAGGGAGCGUCGUCGACACACUCUGGACUCCGCCCCCUGGCUGGUUGCCUACGGUAACCUGCUGCUCAUCCUUCAGUACAUCUUCAGUCUGCCAGAAGUCGACAAAGUCCCUGGAGUCUUUCCACAGAAGGAGGAGCCUUGUCUGGAACUGGCCUCCAAGCUCAUCUGCCUGCUGAGCUUCUGGAUGCUGCUGCGUCAGUCCAUCACUGAGAAGCAAAGUGCUCUAGUGAAGGAGAGCCCCUCCCCCACCCGCCUGUCCAGUGUGACCGUCCACAGCACAGACGGCUCGUGUGAGGACGUCUUUCCGCUGCAGACUGAUGCAGGGCAGAUGAACGUUCUGGGGGCUGUCCUCAAGCGCAUGUUUGUCAAGUAUUGGAUCUACGUCUGCGGGACCAUGUUCUUCUUUGUGAGCUUCGAGGGGAAGAUUGUGCUCUACAAAGUCAUCUACAUGGUGAUGUUCCUGUGCUGUGUGGCUCUCUACCAGGUAAACUACCAGUGGUGGCGCUCUCUGCUCAGGGGCUUCUGGCUCACGGUGGUGGUCUACUCCAUGAUGGUGCUGAUACUGGUCUACACAUUCCAGUUCCCUUCGGCACCUCUCAGCUGGAGCUACUACAGCGGCCUCAGCAUCCACAGGCUGGGUGACCUUGGGCUGGAGAAGUUCUCUGUUCCUGUGCUCUUCACCAGAAUCUUUAUCCCUGCUGCCUUUCUGCUGGUGUGUGUGAUCCACCUCCAUUACUUCCACGAGCCGUUCCUCCAGCUCACAGACCUGCAGACUGUGGUGGACACGCACAACAGCACCAUCACCAGGCUGGUGCAUUCCGAGGGCAGCCUGGUGGACUUGUCAGAGGACAGAGGUCUGUACAACUGCACCGAGAGCAAAGUCCCCCAGAAGAGUCUGGAGAGUCCAGAGCCGGAGGAAGAGCUGCAUUCCCUGUCUGACCGCAUCGCAGUGCUGGUGUCGUGGCGUCUGGUGGUGGACCGCCUCUCCGUGCUCUUCCUGCGCUUCCUCCUUUCCCUGCAGAAGCUCCAGCGCCUUCUGUGGUGGCUCCUGGAACUGCACAUUGUCAAAGUUGUGUCGGCCUACAUCAUCUGGGUGUCCGUCAAAGAGGUGUGUGUGUUCAACCUCCUCUUCGUGCUGUGUGUGGCUGUGAGCCUGCCGUGUAGACGCUGGCGCCCCCUGCUGUCCUCUGUCUGCACGGUCUGGACCAGUGUGGUGAUCAUCUGCAAAAUGCUGUACCAGCUGAGCGCUGUGCAGCCAGGCCACUACUCCUCCAACUGCUCCAUGCCGGUGAACUCCAGCCUGGACCUGUCCAAGUCCGCCCUGUACUCUGGCCCUGUGGACCCUGCCCAGUGGGUGGGGCUAAGGAAGACCAAAGGCAGAGUCCUGGAUUAUCUACUGAGUAACCUCACCAUGCUGGCUCUGCUGGCCUUUGAGGUGACCGUGUACAGACAUCAGGAGUUGUACCGUCUGCGUCAUGGUGAAAGCCCGCCCCCCACCCGGACGCUCUUUGAUGACAUCACCAGGCGUCACCUCGAUGACGGCCUUCUCAGCUGCACCAAAUAUUUCCUGAACUACUUCUUCUACAAGUUUGGCCUGGAGACGUGCUUCCUGCUGGCGGUGAAUGUGAUUGGUCAGAGGAUGGACGUGUUUGCGGUCGGACAUGCCCUGGCUCUCAUCAGCAUCAUGUGGCAGCGAAGCAGGAGUGUGAUCUCUGUGCUCUGGCCGCGCUACUGCUCCUUCCUGUCGGCCAUGUUGUGUGUGCAGUACGUGCUGUGCAUCGGGUACCCCCCUGCCUCCUGCACCGAUUACCCUUGGAGAGCGCCUUUAACUGGUCUGGACUCUAACGUGGUGAAAUGGCUGUUCCUCCCAGAUCACCUCACUCCCCCCAACCCCAUGUUUUUGCUUUAUGACUUCCUGCUUCUCCUCGGAGCUUCUCUCCAGGGCCAAGUGUUUGAAGAUGAGCUGCAGCCUCACGUACAGCACGUGGCAGGGGACAACACAGAGCUGGACCCAGAGCAGGACCCAGACCUGAUCCGUCGCCUUCGCUCAAACCCUGUGCCUGACUUCAUGAUGUGCAGGUCGUAUUUGGACACUCUGAAGGUCAUCAUCUUCUGCUACAUGUUCUGGUUCGUCCUCACCGUCAUCUUCAUCACGGGCACCACCAGGAUCAGCGUGUUUUGCAUGGGUUACCUUGUGGCCUGCUUCUACUUCCUGCUGGUUGGCGGAGACUUACUGCUGAAGCCGCUCAGCUCCAUCCUGCUGUACUGGGACUGUCUGAUCGGAUACAAUGUCUUUGUGAUCACCAUGAAGAAUGUGCUGUCUAUCCUGGCCUGUGGAUUGAUUAAGUCUUUGGUAGUGAACCACUGUUGGCUCAUCCAGCUCUUCAGCCUGGCCUGCACCAUCAAAGGCUACAGUAAACCGGAGCAGACUUCCAAACACUGUGAGCUCCCUAAUGAUGAGGCAGGGAUCAUCUGGGAUGGCAUCUGCUUCUGCUUCCUGCUGCUCCAGAGGAGAGUCUUCAGGAGCCACUACUUCCUCUACGUCCUGCUGGAUCUGCACAACACCCAGCUGCUAGCAUCCAGAGGCGCAGAGCUAUUUGAAGCCUCAACUGUGAAAGCCGUGCGAGCCAGACUACAGGUGGAGAAGAACUCUAUGGACCUUCUCAAGAGACAGAUGGAGCGAAUUAAAAGUCGUCAGCAGAAGUUUCGCCGAGGCAAAGAGAGCCUGAUGAGUUUUAACAAAGAGGCCACAGAGGCUGAGGCGAAAGCAGGCCAGAAGGAACGCAAGAAGAAUGGGAAGUGGUGGAAGCCCUGGGUCAACCACGCCUCAAUGAUCCGCAGUGGGGACUACUACCUCUUUGAGACGGACAGUGACGAGGAGACAGAGGAGGAGAGAGAGGAGGAGCAGAAGCAAACAGCACCGCCUCCUGACAAGUCUGCGUUCCAGUUUGUGUACCACGCCUGGAUCACUGACUCUAGAACAGCCAUGAGGGCGCGGCACAGGCAGAACAAGCAUCAGCAGAGGUCAGCGCACAGGAAGCCCCACAGAGCAGCAGCCAUUGAGGUUUCCACGGAGACGGACGAAGAGGACACUGGGGAGGAGUUGGACAAUAUUGCUGAGACUGUCCUACAGCGACUCUCCAGUGGCCUGCGAUUCUGCUGGGUGCUGGUGUCCGCUCUUCUGGACUCGCUGACCACAUGGUUGCGGGGCCUGUGUCUCGAGCACAUCCACAUCUCCACUGUUCUCCGCAUAGAGAGGUGUAUGCUCACGCAGCAGGCCCGCCAGGGCUUGGCUCCGUCUCGAGAAGGCAUUCACCUGUACUACCAGCAACAGCUGAAGAGGAGUUCCAAGGAGUCCGGACUAGACCACAGAGAUACUGAUACUGAUUGGACUCAGACCGGACCAGAUCGGACCGAAGCAAGACAAAAAAAAGUCCCUCUGAUAAAGACCAGACCCAAGCAGUUCAGUCUGAACUACAGCACUGUGAACCGGACCAAAGCAGCCACGCUGACCCAGGCCAUGCUGACCCAGGACGCGCUGUCCCAAGCCACAAUGACCCAGGACACGCUGUCCCAAGCCACACUGACCCAAGCCACGCUGACCCGAGCCACGCUGACCCAAGCCACGCUGAUCCAAGCCAAGCUGACCCAGGCCACGCUGAUCCAGGCCUUGCUGACCCAGGCCACGCUGACCCAGGCCACGCUGACCCAGGCCAUGCUGACCCUAGCCACGCUGAUGGCAGAUCAUACUGAGCCGAGCAACAAUGAGGACACACCCCACCUCUGUGGACUGGAAGAGGGUGGACCCACAGAGUGGAUCAAAGACCAUCAUGAGAUGAGCGUGCAGCUGUCCUCUGUGAAGAGCUCAGGACAGCAGCACAGACCCAGGCUGCUGAAGAUGAGGAGGGUGAGGUCAUCAUCUUCAUCAGAGGCAGAGGACGAGCUCUCACACAGCUGCAGUCAUCUGCCUCCCUCUUACAGCCUGGCUCUAGGUUUGGACCGGGCCCCUGAGCUCCUGCAGAGAAUAGAAGGGCCCCUGGAAUCACCUCUAUCCCUUAGCCGCACCCAGGAACUGACGGCCAGUGAGCUGCUGCAAAACAGGACGUUCUACAACGAGGAGCUCGAGGCCUCAGACUCUUUCUUCUCUCAGCAGCCUCAGCUUCUGCAGCUCUGCUACACACUUUACAACAUCCUGGCAGCGAGGUCUGAGGCGGUGUGCUUCCUGGUCAUGGUGGUGAACCACAUGGUGUCUGCAUCCUGUCUGACCCUGGUGUUGCCCGUGCUGGUCUUUCUCUGGGCCUCACUCUCUGUGCCUCGGACGAGUAAGAGCUUCUGGAUGACGGCCAUCAUCUACACAGAGGUCACUAUUGUCAUCAAGUACUUCUUCCAGUUUGGAUUCUUUCCUUUCAAUCAGAAGCUGGAGGUUGACCGCUCUAAGCCCUUCCAUCCUCCCAACAUCCUGGGAGUGGAGAAGAAAGAGGGCUAUGUCAUCUACGACCUGCUGCAGCUGCUGGCGCUCUUCUAUCAUCGAGCAAUUCUCAAGGUCCAUGGUCUGUGGGAUCAGAACGACCCUGAGGCUGAACUUCCCAACAGCCAGCUGAGCUCGAACCAUGCCUCCUGCUCAGAGCCACCGGCGGGAACUCCUACCGCGGACAGAAGGGAGCAGCCUGCCUCCUCCCCCCAGUCUUCAGCAGAUAGUACUGGCUCCAGAGUCCAACCGGAGAGAAAAAUACACAUGUUCCUGAGCAAACUGCGAGAUAUGUCUCUGAAAGCUCAGCGCCACUCUGUCAGCAGGGUGCGCGUGGCAUGCUCCCCGGCUCAGGACUUCCUGCGUGCGCUGGUGCAGCCGGAGUACAGCGCGGUCACAGACGUCUAUGUGCUCAUGUUCCUCGCAGACACCGUUGACUUCAUCAUCAUCGUCUUCGGCUUCUGGGCCUUUGGGAAACACUCAGCUGCUGCGGACAUCACCUCGUCCCUGUCCGAGGACCAGGUUCCGGAGGCCUUCCUGGUUAUGGUGCUCAUUCAGUUCGCGACCAUGGUGAUCGACCGGGCUCUGUACUUGAGGAAGACAGUCCUGGGGAAGCUGGUGUUUCAGGUCAUCUUGGUUUUGGGGAUCCACUUCUGGAUGUUCUUCAUCCUCCCCACAGUCACAGAGAGGCGCUUUAACCAGAACCUGGUGGCACAGCUGUGGUACUUUGUGAAGUGUGUGUACUUUGGUCUAUCGGCGUACCAGAUCCGCUCUGGUUACCCAACUCGAGUCCUGGGCAACUUCCUCACCAAGAGCCACAACUACCUCAACCUCUUCCUCUUCCAGGGAUUCCGCAUGGUGCCCUUCCUGACGGAGCUGCGAGCUGUGAUGGACUGGGUCUGGACGGAUACCACCUUGUCUCUGUCCUCCUGGAUCUGUGUGGAGGACAUCUACGCACACUGCUUCACCCUCAAGUGCUGGAGGGAGUCUGAGAAGCGCUACCCCCAGCCCCGCGGCCAGAAGAAGAAGCGUGUGGUUAAGUAUGGCAUGGGCGGCCUUAUCGUGCUGCUGCUCAUCUGCAUCGUGUGGUUUCCUCUGCUCUUCAUGUCACUGGUCAAGUCUGUGGCUGGAGUGGUCAACCGGCCCCUAGAUGUGUCUGUCACCGUCACACUAGGAGGCUUUCAGCCCGUCUUCACCAUGAGUGCCCAACAAAACCAGCUGAGGGACCUGAGUGAGAGGGAGUACCAAGUCUUUCUCAACUCCUACAGUUAUGAGCCAAAUGCCCUGCAGUUCCUGGAGGCAUAUGGGGCAGAGGACGUUACCGUAGCAGCACUCCCAGGAAGCAGUAACUCCCUUUGGACCAUCAGCCCGCCCAGCCGCAGCUACCUCAGCCAUGUGCUCCACCUGGACAACUUCCCCCUCACACUCUCCUGGACUAUCCAGAGGAACCUGAGCCGGGGGGCCAAAGCAGAGCUGGCCUCAGGGAAACAUGUAACUUACCUGGACGACCACACCCGCCUGGAGCUCAUCCAGCUGCUCAACGGCACCAGGACCCAGCCGGUCGUGAUCCCAGAUGUGUUUCCAUGUUUCAUCCGAGCCCCGAGUGACUCCAACGCUAAACCCAUCGAGCAGCUCUACCCAGAUGAGCACUUCAAAGACAUCCUGUUGGCCUUGGAGCGGACCACCAGCAGCCGCUCAGACAUGCAGGAGUGGUGGAUUGUGGACCAAUCAGCCAACAGUGUGGUUCACCUAGGGGGCGUGGCCACAGAGCGUCAAGAGGCGGGACUCCAGCUGUUUGUGUUCAGCGACAAAGUCAGUCCCCCAAGUCUGGGCUUCCUCGCCGGUUAUGGGAUCAUGGGCCUGUAUGCCUCUGUGGUGCUCGUCAUUGGGAAGUUUGUGCGUGAGUUCUUCUCUGGAAUAAGCCACUCCAUCAUGUUUGAGGAGCUGCCCUGUGUGGACCGCAUCCUCAAACUCUGCACUGACAUCUUCUUGGUGCGGGAGACAGGGGAGCUGGAGCUGGAGGAGGAGCUAUAUGCUAAGCUGAUCUUCCUGUAUCGAUCUCCGGAGACUCUGAUCAAAUGGACGCAGCGUUGA